AUGGCUUCGAGGCGUGUCGGGAGCCUCGUGCUCAAUGCCGGCCUGCGCCGUGCCCACCUCCAGUCCAACAGGUGCCUGCUGGCACCCCGAUCUGUAGCUACAUGCACACAGGCGAUUCAGAUCCGCAGGUCGACAAUGGCUAGCUUCCAGAUCCCUACCGUCUCUAACGAGCCCAACCACCACUACGCCAAGGGGUCCGCACAGAGGGCAGGCCUCACGGCGGCACUCGAGAGGAUGCAGCAGAACGGCUCUAUCGAGGUUCCCCUCUUCAUUGGAGGCAAGGAGGUCAAGUCGUCCAACACCGGAAAGCAAGUGAACCCGGCCGACCACGGCACCACACUCGCGACCUACCACAAGGCGAGCCCCGAGCACGUCAGCCAGGCCAUCGAGGCCGCACUCGCCGCCAAGCCGGAGUGGGAGUCGAUGCCCUUCUCGGACCGUGCCGCCGUCUUCCUCAAGGCGGCGGAUCUCAUCGCCGGCAAGUACCGCUACGAUAUCAUGGCGGCAACCAUGCUCGGCCAGGGCAAGAACGCCUGGCAGGCCGAGAUCGACUCCGCCGCCGAGCUGUGCGACUUCCUGAGGUUCAAUGUGCAGUACGCCGAGGAGCUCUACGCCCAGCAGCCCCAGCACCACUCUGCGGGUGUGUGGAACAGGAGCGAGUACCGCCCGCUCGAGGGCUUCGUGUAUGCCGUCAGCCCCUUCAACUUCACCGCCAUCGCCGGCAACCUGUCUGGCGCACCGGCCCUGCUCGGCAACGUGGUUGUCUGGAAGCCCUCCGACUUCGCCAUUGCCUCCAACUGGCUCCUCUACCAGAUUCUCCUCGAGGCUGGCCUGCCCCCCAACGUCAUCCAGUUCGUGCCCGGUGACCCGGUCGAGGUCACCAACGUUGUGCUGCAGCACAAGCAGUUCGCCGCCCUCCACUACACGGGCAGCACGGCCGUCUUCCGCAAGCUGUACGGCCAGAUCGGCGAGGGCACUGCCGAGGGUCGGUACGCGGGCUACCCCCGCAUCGUCGGCGAGACGGGCGGCAAGAACUUUCAUCUCAUCCACCCGACCGCUGAUUUGGAGAAUGCCGUGAUCCAGACCGUCCGCGGUGCCUUUGAGUUCCAGGGCCAGAAGUGCAGCGCCACCUCGCGCGCCUAUGUCCCCGCGUCUCUGUGGCCCGAGUUCAAGACCCGCCUGGUGGCCGAGGUCGAGAAGCUCAAGCUUGGCAACCCCUGCGAUCACACCAACUUUAUGGGCCCUGUCAUCCACGAGGCCUCCUUCAAGAAGCUGUCGGGCGUCAUUGACGAGGCCAAGAGCGACAGCGAGCUCGAGCUGGUGACGGGCGGCAAGUACGACAAGUCCAAGGGCUACUUUGUGCACCCUACCGUCUACAAGACGACCAACCCGCGCCACAAGCUGCUCUCUACCGAGCUGUUCGGCCCCGUCCUCACCAUCCACGUCUGGGACGACGCCGCGGGCCAGGAGGCCUACUCCCGGGUCUGCGAGCUCGUCGACUCGACGUCCGAGUACGGCCUGACGGGCUCCGUCUUCGCGGCGGACCGCAGGGCGCUGCGCUUCGCCGAGGAGAAGCUCCGCAACGCCGCGGGCAACUUCUACCUCAACUGCAAGAGCACGGGUGCCGUCGUCGGCCAGCAGCCCUUCGGCGGCGCGCGGGCCAGCGGCACCAACGACAAGGCCGGCAGCCCGAACCUCCUGGGCCGGUUCGUCAGCGUGAGGAGCAUCAAGGAGGAGUUCAACGCGACGACCAAGGUCGAGUACCCGAGUAACGAGGCCUAA
Molecule: messenger RNA, 1782 nt
Organism: Thyridium curvatum
Lineage: Eukaryota; Fungi; Ascomycota; Sordariomycetes; Thyridiales; Thyridiaceae
Exons: 3
Coding region: 1-1782 (593 amino acids)
Cellular component (GO): mitochondrial matrix
Molecular function (GO): L-glutamate gamma-semialdehyde dehydrogenase (NAD+) activity
Source: RefSeq, a predicted model, not a curated record